Molecule: messenger RNA, 594 nt
Organism: Cyphomyrmex costatus
Lineage: Eukaryota; Metazoa; Arthropoda; Insecta; Hymenoptera; Formicidae
Product: GATA zinc finger domain-containing protein 10-like
Exons: 1
Coding region: 112-570 (152 amino acids)
Source: RefSeq, a predicted model, not a curated record
UAGAAAGAAGAGAGGAAGAAGAAGAAAAAGCGGAGGUGGAGGAGGAGAAACAGGAGGAAGAAAGGUAUCGCGUAGCCACAGAGAGUGCGCACAGUUCACCGUGUACUCGGCAUGGACCGUCAGUACACCCUCUGCGUACUCGUACCGGCACAUCAGUACCGUAACUACGUGAAUAAUUAUCAUCAUCAUCAGCAGCAGCAGCAGCUAGCGCAGGAGCAGCAACACAGAAGUUCGCAGCCUCCAUCGUAUCUUCAGUAUCAACAACAACAGCGCUUAAUUCAGCAGCCGCAGCAGCAGCAGCAGCAGCAACAAGAACAAAUCUACGAGAACGUGGUGUCUCAGUAUCGUAUGAAAAUGUGCUAUCAUAAUGAUUACGAAAACGACGAGCAGAUACAGAGGUUCUACUGGGAGCAGUGUUACAAACGCAACGUUACCGACACUACGGCGUAUUAUUACUGCGAAUACGUAAGGAUUUUACACUUUGCGCAGGAUUUUACUCGUAAGAAAUAUCUUGAGAAUACUCGUCGAUUUCGCCAAUCGAUAAUCCCGUGGUCGCUUCUUCUUUUCUGAGAACGCGGAAAUUGUGUGCUUUCA